This is a messenger RNA of Hymenoscyphus albidus, 573 nucleotides long. The record is from the annotation of a GenBank genome assembly. Lineage: Eukaryota; Fungi; Ascomycota; Leotiomycetes; Helotiales; Helotiaceae.
AUGCUACCUCUCAACCUCUUUACCGCGAUAGCGCUCCUCGCAACAGCAGUAACCGCUAUCCCUCUCCCAGCCCAGCAACAAACCACCUCAAUCCUCACCUUCCCACUACUCGACCGCUCAAUCCCUCCAACAUCCCCCUCCAUCACCGCCCUCCAAAAGCGCGCCGGAGGCGCAAACAGACAAGCCAUCUUCGACGCCCUCCACGCCCUCGGCACCAAAGUCCUGCCCGCCAAAUGGGUACCACCACACAGACAGUUGGUCCCCGGCGUGCACACUACGACUGUCGGCAAGAAACUCUCGUCUUUCAAGGCGACAAUCAAAUCGAAAUUGGGGAUGCCGGAGAGGGAGCCAGUCGUUGCACCGGGAUGGGGACCCUCUGUGAAGGGGAGUACGUCGAAUCCGCCGUCGCCGCCGCCGUUGAGGGUGCAAAUACCUAAGAAAUUUGAUUCGCCGCAGAAGGUUGAUUCGCCGCAGAGGGUUGAUUCGCCGCAGAAGGUUGACUCGCCGCAGAGGGUUGAUUCACCCAAGAAAAGUGAGAUUGAGGAGGUUCCGGUUAAGGCGAAGCCGGAAUAG